This is a messenger RNA of Chlamydomonas reinhardtii, 1876 nucleotides long. RefSeq lists its product as uncharacterized. The coding region runs from base 118 to 843 and encodes 241 amino acids. NCBI's taxonomy places the organism in Eukaryota, Viridiplantae, Chlorophyta, Chlorophyceae, Chlamydomonadales, Chlamydomonadaceae. The record is from RefSeq and is a predicted model, not a curated record. The transcript is spliced from 2 exons.
GCUUACAAGUAAAUAAUCAAUAUCGAAUUGCGGACGCUGGACAAGCGUCGACUCCAGCAAGCUCACCAAAGAAGGCCCACCAGGCGUUGCGCCUUCGAUUGUGGACAUCUGGAGCAAAUGGUUGUCUACGCUCUUCCCGGCGAUGUGCAUCUGCCUCCGAAGAAGCGUCACUUUAGCCAGCUUGGCCAGCCGUGUCACGAAGCGAGCUCGCCUUCGAAGCGCAAUAAGCACGAGGCUGCGGAUGUGCUUCCCUCGGACACGCUGCCCGGGCUAAUGCUAGGCGCCGAUGGCGGGAUUUGGCACGUGGACGGGCUACUAGAGCUUUUGACGGGCGCGUUAUGCUCUGCGCUGGGCACGGAUGGGCUACACAGCGACGCCGUGCCAGCGGGGCCCAGCAGCGCGCCGGUUGUGGCGGGUCCCGCGCACGCGGCCCAUGCCGCCAGCCACACGGCGCCGCCAGCUGCCGGGGCGCCUGGGCAGCAGCCCUGCCCUUACGCGGCCGCCUCCACUGCCUUUGACAUGCUCAGAAGCAACCUGCCAGCGCUCACCAUCCCGCGGCCGCCCGCGGCGCCGGCGGUGGACGACCUAGAUGAUGAAGACGACCGCUCCUCGGUCGCCUCGCUGUCAGCGUGGGUAGCGGGGACGCCCAGCCGGCGGCGCGGCAGCGAGGUGGCCGCGGGGCAGGGUCCCGGCAGCGCGGGCGUCACGCCGCUCAGCGGGUUCAUGAACUUCAGCUUCGCAGCCGGCUUCACGCCGCGGGCGGCUAUGGCAGCACAGGCGGCGGCGGCGGGGCCCUGCAGCAGCUGCGAGUCCGUGGGGUCGGGCGCGGCGACCGUGCGGUGAUCUCGGACACAUGGCGUCGUGGUUGACAUUGUGCGGUGUUGCCGCGGCGGAGACUGUCCGCUGUCGGGCGCUGGUCGCAGCAUCCGGAUGGGGCGGGCUUAGGUGUCGCUGACCGUGCAUGUCAAGGGCAUUUUUGGGCAAAAGCGUGCCGACUUGCCAAGGGUUUUGUUGUUUGCGGAUCCCGGAUCCCCCUAGACAACAUCAUUGAUACAUUUGUCUACCGGGUGGCAAAGGAGAUUUCGGAAUGCACAGGAGCUUAGGCAAGCUGCAGGCCUGAGGGCAGGCUAGAUAAGCAGCAGAGGCGCACAGCGUAUUAGGGUGACCGACGCAGUUAGCGAGCGGGAGCUGUGACAACGAUCUAGCAUGGCCCCAUGCGAUGUGUGGCGCUGGCGGCAUCGGACCCUGGCCCACAGUACACCAGGCGCAGAAUGCAGAGCAUUAGACAGACACUUACAAGAGAUUGUAGGCCCAUGCGCAGUGGGUGGGCAGUCUCCCCCCCUGAAAGAUGUGGGGGGGCCCUCCGUGCAGUGCAGUACCGUGUUGUGGAUUGUGGGGAGUGGGCGUGGCAGGGCAUGUCAUAGGUUGCGUACGUGCUGGUUUUGUGAGCGUGCGUGCCAAUUUUAUUGUUUGUUGUGUGGUCCUUUUGUGUAGCUCGGCGAACGUGUUGCCUACCACGAGCUGUGCGGGUGACGUUUUGGAACCUGCCAGCUGCUGACACGGCGGCACGGAGCGCGGGACACGCAGUGUACGUAGUAGGCCCUGAAUGUGAGCUAGGUAGUGCUGUUUGUACUGUCCGCCAUGUCUACCAUUGAAGACUGCUGCGCUUCGUCAGAUAGAUAAGACUCAGUAGAGCCUUCUUUCACCCACAGUCGGGGGCGGAUAGCCGCAAUGACUCUGCUGCAUGUGCGUCCCAUGUCCGGCUCCGCGCUUGCUUGAGCUCCACCUUCGUGCCCGGUUGAAAGAAGCCUGACGACCUGGAACGAUGGCGGAGGUGUGCGCCUAAGUUGUUUCUCGUGUGUAACUGGCAUGAAUG